AUGCCUAUCGGAGACCUCCUCGCCCAAAUAAGUGGCGAUAAGUCACAGAGCACGUCGCCUGCUCCAUCGAGGUUAGCCCUCCCGCCCCCGAAACGGAAAGCCGACGACGACCUUCGCAGCACUGUCUCGAACAAACUCCCACGAAUAAGUACGAAUGGUGCCAGCUCCUCUGCAACCCCCAAAUCGGCAGAUCCUCAGAAACCCGCACGGCCUGCGGACAAGUCUUCGACCACAACCACCGGCUAUCGAGGCAGUGCUGGACGGCCAUCCGAUCGAUCCACGUCUGCGCCUAGGCCUAUUGGAAAUGGCACAACUUCCGUAAAGUCCAGCUCUUCCGGUGCCAGGCCGGUGAAUGGUUUGGGUACGUCGAGGGUGACAUCGACACUCCCCAGUCGACCAUCCCCAUCAGCCCCCGCCGCACCGAAAGGUGCGCCGCCAAAAAAGGGCUCCUUCGCCGAGAUCAUGGCGAGGGCUCAACAGGCCCAGACCAAGCUGGGCCAGGUAGGCAAGAUCCAGCACAAGCCGGUGGAGAAAGUGUUCACAAAAAAGGAGCGGGAGGAGAUGAAAAAGGAUUUCAAGAAGGAUCCCAAGAGUACAUUGAGGACAGCAUCGAAAUUCCAAGGUACCUCGAGACCAUCUUCGGCCCCCGCUUCACGUAAUGGGGCGGGUGCGAACGGAUCAAGCGCCAGCCGUAACGGAACCGCCGACAGAUCGAGAGACCCUAGGGUCGGCGUAAAGGCACGCGCGGCCGCUGCUGAGGAAGAGCAGCAAAAGAAGCUCAAGAAGGCCGCCGUCGCUACCACAGGAUACACGGGCACCGCCCGCCCGAGACCCGGAGCGGCCUCUGCAAAGAAGAAGCCAGCACCCGGUGGCGCCCUCCUCAACUCGCGCCCUACCGCACGCUAUGGCGGCUCUGCAAAACGUUCACGUUAUGACGACGAAGAGGAAGAGGAAUUCGACGACUUCAUCGAGUACGACGAGGACGAGGAGGACGACCGCGGUCCUCGUUACACCUACGACUCUGACGGAUCUUCAGACAUGGAGGCUGGCAUGGACGACGUCUGGAACGAGGAAGCGGCGGCUGAGCGCCAGGCCCGGCGGGAGGAUAUCGAACAGGAGCGGCUAGAGAAGCGUCUCAAGGCCGAAAAGGAGGAGCGCAAGCGCAGAUUCUACGAGGAACAGAGACGGCGCUAG
Colletotrichum orchidophilum is the source of this 1194-nucleotide messenger RNA. RefSeq lists its product as uncharacterized. The record is from RefSeq and is a predicted model, not a curated record. NCBI's taxonomy places the organism in Eukaryota, Fungi, Ascomycota, Sordariomycetes, Glomerellales, Glomerellaceae. The coding region runs from base 1 to 1194 and encodes 397 amino acids. The transcript is spliced from 2 exons.